Molecule: messenger RNA, 1253 nt
Organism: Panicum virgatum (switchgrass)
Lineage: Eukaryota; Viridiplantae; Streptophyta; Magnoliopsida; Poales; Poaceae
Product: acidic leucine-rich nuclear phosphoprotein 32-related protein 1-like
Exons: 3
Coding region: 275-898 (207 amino acids)
Source: RefSeq, a predicted model, not a curated record
UAAACCCCGAGCGCUCGUCCACCUUUUGCCUCGCCCCGUGCCUGCACAGUGCCGCCGCCGCCGCCGCCGCUGUAGAGAAAGCCGAGCGCCGUCGCGCCGUCGCGCCUUUCCCGCGUCCGAUUCGCAGCAACCUGCGAUCAAUCAAGCGUGCAGCCGUCACCACGAGCAUCACCACGCCGAGCCGCUCCUACUCCACCAAGGCCCCGCCGCCGCCUGCCGGGCCGAAUUCCGGCCAAAUCUAAUCCUCCACCCCCGUCGAAUUCGUGUGCGUGAGAUGAAGCCAGAGGUGGAGGCGGAGGCGGACGAGCGGGCGACGGAGAUGGUCGGCAAGAAGGCAGUGGCGGCCAAGAAGGCGGAGGAGGUGGAGGAUGUGGCGGUGGAUGGCGAGGAGGGGGAGGUGGCGGCCGAUGGGGAGGAAGACGGGGAGGAUGCGGUCGGUGGGGAGGACGACGGCGAUGAGGAUGAUGAGGCAGAGGGCGAGGAGGAUGAUGAGGAAGAGGAGGUGCAGGGGGAGGAGGAGGCGGGGGUCAUAGAGAUCUCCGACGAGGAUGACGAUGACGGCGGGGAGGAGGCGGGCGGUGACGACGAUGAUGAAGACGACGACGACGACGACAGCGACGAUAGUGAAGAUGACCAAGAGGAGGAACUGGGAACUGAGUAUCUGGUCCAGCCUUUAGGUCGGGCUGAAGACGAAGAGCACUCCAGCGACUUUGAGCCGCAAGAAAACGGUGAUGGCAGUGAGGAUGAGGAGAUUGACGAAGAAGAUGUUGCUGAUGAUGGUGAGGAUUCUGUGAAGGUGCAGUCCUCUGCAAAGAGGAAGAGGUCUGGCGAUGAUGAAGAUGACAAGGAUGAUGAUGGUGAUGACGAUGAUGAUGGGAGGCCACCAUCAAAGAGAUAGUCAGCUGGGUCCAAGGCCCAUGUCAUGGAUAUUUGACCUUGUGCAGGGUGCUAAGAAAGAAGGAAAAUAAUUAUUCCCUGGCAGGUCGUUGGUAAAUGGUUGUAGCUUUAGGACAUCUGUGGGUAGGUCUUGUAGCAGCUGAAACUUUGAGAGUCCAGUGUUCAUCGUGUUAGUUAGUGUCUACUGCUGAUGUUGGUAAACAGCCUCCCAAAACUUGAUGUAUGAGGUUUAAAAACAUGAGGCUUGGUUUAUGCUUGUGUAGCUUCUAAUUCAGGUUUAUGGAUGCUUUAUUCUGAAUUACGUCAUCAUGUUAUAACUUCUGUACUAGAAAGUCUCUUGGGUUGCUUUCAGAGCA